Molecule: messenger RNA, 3959 nt
Organism: Pocillopora meandrina
Lineage: Eukaryota; Metazoa; Cnidaria; Anthozoa; Scleractinia; Pocilloporidae
Source: the annotation of a GenBank genome assembly
GAUUCAGGUGCGGUUUCCAAAAAUUUUGGCACUUAGUUAAUAUAGCCGGUCGAAGAUCAUGGCUACAGGAGGGUUAGACGCAGCAGGAUUCGUUGCUGUUGAACCGAAGAGAGACUGCCCGCACGUUCAGGUUUGAACUGAAAGCGUUAUAUAUUUGUUAAGCGCUUCGAAGAUCUGAUCACAGAAAUCUUCAGGGUUGACAGAGUUAGAACCGCGCGCUUUAAGUCGUCGAUCUCUAUUUGUUCGGUUUGGUGAAAAAUUAACGUGUCUCAACGAGCGGAAACGCUCGCCCUUGCUCGAGAAUAUGCAUGCCAAACAUAUUCAUAGAGUAAGUUCGAUUAUCGCAGUUUACUGUUCGUGUUUGUGAACAGGGUAAAUCUGUCGUUUGGUCUUAAUGGGAGGAUCGAUGGAACAGAGAUGAUACGGAGAACCGAUUAAGCUCAUGGCAAAAUCUGCCCUCUAAAAAUAUUCAAAUAUAGCUUAUGGGACUUUACGUUCAACAAAUAUUCCUCUGAUCUAACGCAGUCAGUUGUUAAGAUUUGACAUUUUGCAUUUUGUCCAGCUGUUUAACUCAAACAAUCAAUAAUUUAAUUUAUUUUAAGUCUCUGUCUUUCUUCACAUUGGCUAAGACUAGUGGUCAAGAGCCUUCAGUCAAUCUUGGAAGUCAGUGUGCCCCAGUGGUUGCCUCUGAGCAGAUCAUGAUCAUGACUGAAUAUUCUGGGGGUCACUCCUACAUUGCAUUAUUUCUGAGUGCAACAUCAUUUUCAUGAGUGGCAAGUGGCAUCUUUUCACACAGGAAAAAAGUGCAAUGAGCCAGCGACUGCCAAAGUUCUGCCAGCUACUUGAUAACAUGUUGGGGAUUCCUCUGGUCUAAAUGACCAUUUUUAUAGUCACCUACUUUUGGAGAGUAUGAUGCCUAUUUAGAAACAUAUUGAAACCCCUGACUGAGGAGUACAUGAAGGUAUUGGUGAACUGUCAGGGAAGGCUAGUGAAUUUCUGGCUGGGAAGUGAGUGACGCAGGGGGGUAGGAUAACAUGUUGGGAGAGUCAAAAAUUUACUGGUGGUUGUUUCAUAUCUUAGGAACAGGCUAAGGUCUGGCUAAAUAACAUUUGACUGUUCGCCAAUGCAAGGAUAACAAAGUUUCCUCAGCAAAACUCACUUCUUGAUACUAGCACAUUAAAUUGACAUUUGAAUUGUUUGUCUUUCUCUUAUAGUCAUUAACAAGUGUAUCAUCACUCCAAGUUGACUUGUCCAAGCCGUGUGGGACAUGCAGUAAUGUUGGCGAGAACUGGUUAUGUCUUGUAUGCUCCUCUGUCUUCUGCAGUCGUUAUGUCAACUGUCACAUGGUGGAUCACAAUUCUGAAUCAGGACACCCAGUGGUUUUGAGUUUCAGUGAUGUGAGUGUGUGGUGCUAUGGCUGUGACUCAUGUAAGUGAUAAAUGAUCAUUUAAUGUUUUAAUUUCUAUUAUUAAUAUUAUGAUAAUGAUUAUUAUUACCAUUAUUUUUUAAAUUAUGUCUGACUGUCCAGGUAAGAGUAGUCCUGGAAAAGAAAAUGCCAUUUUACAGUUGUGUACUGAGUCACCAAGCAUUUAAUUUGGAGUGAGGCUGAAGGUGACCUUGUUGUAAUGGAGACCAGUGUCUAGUUAGCAUGAUAACAAAGUAAUUUACAGAUGAAAAGCAGCAAGGUUUGUAUCAUAACAAGGUCACCCUUAGCUCACUCCUGUUCAAAUGCUUGGCAACCAAGCACACAACUGUAAAAUGGACUAUUCUGUCAGACACAAUAACUAACAUUUUUACAACCAAGCAGACUUGUCACAGGAAGAUGAGGAUAGCACAGUGGUGAGAAUUUUCAACUCCCACUGCUGUGGCUUUGAUUUUGAUAACUGGACUUGGGCCACGUAAGGGUUGAGUUUGAUGUUGCUUCUCAUCCUUACUCUGAGAAUUUUAUCCUAGGAUUUACCACCUUCCUUCAUCCACAAAACUAAACAUUGCCUAGACACUGAUCAGAGUCUUAGUCAAUAGAUACACCUUAUCUGAUGGCUUGACAUGGUAAUAUGCAUGGAUAUUUUUGGGAGUUGCAUGGUAUUUUCAUCAGCUCUUUAAGGUUAAGGAAAAAUUCAAGCAACAAGCAAAUUGUCCACUUGUUUUACAUGUUAAACCAUAAUUGAAUAGUGGGAUUAUAAUUCCACUAUUAUUUCAUUUAGUUGCCCCACUUUCCCUCAUCCUAAUGUAUUAUGUGUUUAACCAUAAAAUACGAGAUUUAUCGUUCUCCUAUUAUUUGAUUUUGUUGCUCCACUUUUCAUCUGUAUUUUUGCCUUCUUCCACAUCCUAAUACUGCUACAUAUUUUGAGCAUUUGGUUGCCAUAGUAUGGUGAAAUGGCAUGGUAGUUAUUAUAAGUAUAAUGUGGUCUAUAAGUCAAAGAUAUUAAGCUAAAAUUUAAAAAAAUCUAAAAUUUAAAAAACAAUACAAUUCUUAUUGAAUAUAAUUUCUUGCAGAUGUUGCCUCUCCACUGCUUCAACCAAUAAUAAAAGCUGCGCAGCUAUCCAAGUUUGGCAAGUGAAGAUAUAGUAGUCUCCUCCACAAGGAGCAGUCCAUGUGCUCUCUUCGAAAACCAAGUUCUAAGUUGGCAAGUUAUUGUUGCUGUUUUGAGAUUGACAGAUUCUAUCUGGCUUAUUCAUAUCUAGAUAUGAGUUAUAUUUAUUUAUUUAAGUCAACGAUGAUACCAGAUAGUGUCACUUCAAUAAGUUUUCAUUAGUAAAGUAUGCAGUUCUCCCUUAAAGAGGAAACAAUUGAAAUGUCUCUAUACAUGUGGAGAUAUAAAAGGACGACAUCUUGUUGACUGAGGCUUACACUGAUGAAGCUUGCAUUACAGGUGUCCUAUAAGGGCAGGUGUUACAAUCUCACAAUUGCUCAUCCAAAUGGCCAUGUUUGAUAUAAAGUUAAAGUGGACAGUGGGGAGGGGGCAGGAAUAGAUGAGCUCCAGCACCCCUCCCCUCUCCUUCCUUUUGAACACUGCUUACCCCUUAAGAACAGACUACUUUCUCUUGUUAGCCUUACACUAUUGCAAAAUCAAAUUUUCAGCUAAAGAAUACUGAGCACUUGCUCAUUAAGGCUGCUCUGCAGGCCAAUACUGAUGUGAAUCUCCAUUCUUUUAAGAUUCAGCCUGUUUAACUUCCCACAAGGAAGUGAAAAUACGACUAAUUGAAAACGAACCAUUUAUUUCAUUGAGGUAUUUGUACUGUGCUCAAAUCUAUUAAAACAGUCAAAAGUUCCAAUGAUGGGAACACUUGGAAAUCUAGUAAACCACUUACUCGCGCUCGAAACGAGACUUUGCGAAGUGGACGUUGUUGCUGAUUUAACGUGAAAUCAGAAAAACGGGCCACUUGCAAAAGACUGAAUGAGGCAAAAUGAAAGUGGAAAACGGUCACAAAACAAAGCUCCUAACUUUACUCAAAGCUAGCACAAGAGGCGGUAAGAAAUCUUAUCGCCAGUGGUUUUUCGUGCGCUUCAUGAAAGCAAAAGUAACGGAGCCUCAAAACUAUCUCUUUUUUUUCUGAUUCCUCUCGUGGCUUUGUUGCUGAAAACUCUCAACGUAAAGCCAGCUACUCAGUAAGUAAGAUUUAAAUUAAAGAGAUUAUACAAUUAAGUUACACUUUUGUUUCAGUACAUUUAAAGAGCGGCUUUCUUCAAACUGCUUCCCAUGCAUUGAACUAUUGAAUGACGAAGCUAAGAGCUGUUAUGCUCUGUUUCCUAUAAGGGAUUCUUAGCUGACUGUGUAUCCAACUUGAAAUAGAAGGCCUUCGAACGCAAAAUUGUGGUAAAUCUUGCUCUGUGCGAACGCAAUGUUGUAUGCCUGCAAGCUCUUUUAGCUAAGGUCUUUUACCUACUUUUUUUCAAAUACUUAAAAAAUGGACUUCAACCGAAUCUUAAAGAACCGUCGAUAAUAAAGGAAUGCGCA